This is a messenger RNA of Cylicocyclus nassatus, 2867 nucleotides long. The record is from the annotation of a GenBank genome assembly. NCBI's taxonomy places the organism in Eukaryota, Metazoa, Nematoda, Chromadorea, Rhabditida, Strongylidae.
AGGAACUCACACCCUCUAUGGGUCAUGGAUAUCUGUGGUUACUCAAUUCUGAUGGAGUGCCAUAUCGCGUCACUGCUGAUGCCAAAAUAGAGCAUUUCACCGAUGCACAGUGGAAAGCAGAGCCUGUUUGCAUUGAUGGGGAGAGAAUCAGGAUCUGUCAGAUUGUUGCCGCCCCCUAUGCAGCGUUCGCACUGGACUCCCUUGGAGCCGUUCACCUCUUCAUGCUUUCCUCUCACUUGACCAUUCGGCAAAAAGUUGAGGUUUAUGCGAAUCAGCGAUGGUAUCCGAUGGUGGGAUGGUCGUCGCGUACUCUGCCGACAGAUAGGGCCUCCUUCACGAAUGAGGAUGGUACAAAAUCAGGAAAAAUGACUGGAUUCCAGCUGAAGUCAGAGGGUUGGCGGUGGGAGGAACCUUGGAUUGUUGACAUAGAUCUGCGGAGACAUGAUAAGGAGGGAUGGGAGUAUGCAACAAAUUUUGGAGCAGCGUGGAAGCCUGUAAAUGGUGCCGGCGUUUUUGUACGUCGAAAGCGAUGGAAAAGACACAUGCGCUAUACAAGCAUAGAGAAAUGGGCAGAGAUUCCACGAAGCAGCGGGACCAUUGUCGAGCUGGCUAUUGGCGGUUUCGACAUCUUGCCUCCACAGGAGUGCAUUCUGUUUGCUUUGUCAAAAAAUGGGAAAUUGCUAAGGAGAGUGGGAAUUAAUGCUAACAAUCCGGACGGAGAUGAGUGGCAGGAGAUAGAGGGCAUCGUGACAGAAGAAGAGAGGGAAGAACCAUCAAAGAUCAGCUGCUCUCCAUCACUGGGUACUUUGCUUGUGCUCACGUGGGAUGGCCGAUUGUUCUUGCGUAUCGGCAUUACUAAAGAGAGCCCAAAUGGUGUAUCUUGGUCUCAGCUGCUCACCCCUGAAAAUAAUCCCGUAGCAUUUGCUUCCAUAGGUACUAACUCCUUAUGGGCGACCACUGUAAAUGGAAAGUUGUGGAUGAAAUCUAUCGAGCGGGUUCAAACUAGUCAUGACCUACUGUCCUUUACAACAUCGAAAUAUUCUGAAAUUAGUGAUGGUAUCUAUGGUAUCUGCGCGAAUGCUAAAGAUCAGUUGGUUGGAAUCUCAUAUUCUGGCGUUGUUCAAGUUCGCGAAGGAAUCUCUAAGGCUGAACCUGCAGGCAGGGAAUUUCUGAAGAUUAUUCAGAGAACUCCGUCCGAACAAAAUAAAUGGUCCAUGGUGACAAAUGCUGGAGCUGACUACACAUCACUGCCGAAGCAUUGGAUUAACGAUCAUAUUACUGUGACGAAUACAUCACAUUAUAAAGACACAGCAUGGAGGAAACGGAUUUUGGAAGAUCUCUGCCGCGUCAACGAUGCCUGGUGGGAAGCAUUCAGAUUGGUAGGAAAUGAAUUGGAGGAAUUAGCUGAAGAGGAAAUGAGGCGCGAUUCUUGGAACCGAAGCAUUAGGGCAAAAUUGAGGAGAUCCGGAGAAAGGCGAUUUGUUGCUGGGAUGCUUUAUCUCGGUGAUCAUCAACUAGUGUUUCUACCCAAUACCGGCGUUGGCACCAUUGUGGCUUUGGUUGAGCUUACUUCGGCAGUACGUAGAUUUGACCAUAUCACGUCUUUGUUCACCAUUUGGGCAAGGUUCAAUGAAGAAAUAAUGGAAAUGGGCUUUUCGCAGGAAAGUGAUAGAGAUGAGUGGCAUGAGCUAUUGCAGCAGGUGAACAUAACAUACUCUAGUAGUCCGGCGGAUAUGCGCGCGCUUUGGACGGUAUCUAGUCAGGGCCUUAUUCAAUAUCAUAUGGUCUCAAAAGAUUCCUUCAGCAAAAUCUCAUACCCCUCUAGUCUGUGUAUUCCUGGAUGCAUGAAGGCUGUAUCUGCCGGAGCCCAAGGGAUAGUAUGGGCUUUGGCCAAGGAUGGAAGAGUUUAUGCUUUGUCGCCAGAAUUUAGCCCAGUAUGUGGAGUGACUGCCAAUUUGUCUCUUCCGCAAAAGACAGAAGUGCUCAGAGAUAUUACCGAGUAUCAACGGCACGCAUUCAUGCGUGGAUUUAUAUCAUUCCAAGGAGCUGUGAACGGAGUUUCUACCUGGAUGGAGGGGCUCGAUCCGGUUAGUGGGCUGUAUGAUAGAUUUCCGUCGCGGGAAUGGGCUUGGAUAGAUCCUGAAUGGAGAGUUGUAAGUGCUGACAAAUGUGAAGAUGGAUGGACUUAUUCGGAGAAUAUCAAUGGCUUCUACACACCCGAGAAAAAGCGGAAGGAUCGAUUUCGUCGUCGAUUUUGGCAGCGAAAAUGCCUCUAUAGUGGGCGAGGUCCUUGGAUUGCAGUCGAGUCUCCUGCAAUCCAAAAUAUCGAAGUACAGAAAAAUAGCGCAGACAGAAUUCUCGUUUGGGCAGUGACGAUGAAUGGGCAAGUUUUGUUGCGGCAGGGCGUCACUCCCGGACAUCCGGAAGGUGCCACCUGGAAACAUAUAGUCAGUGACUACAACAUAACUUCGGUCUCAGUUGCAACACCCACUUGUGUUUGGGCAACCACGGUAGAAGGCAGACUCCUCAAACGCGAGUGCGCAGAACAGAUAGACAUGGAAUGCACGGACUGGAUCGAAGUCUUAUAUUCGCCUUUGAGAGAUGUUUACACCUUUUGUGCUUCGCAGGGUUUCGUGUACAUACUGCCGGUUUCUGACCCAGUCCUUACCGUUGUAGAUGUCAAACAAGGGAAGUCCAAAAAGUCUUUGCCUCUUCCUAAAGCUAUCUAUAUAACGAUAGAUAACGAAGAUAACCUAUACCAUUGUGACGGCACGCAGAUAGUCAAACUCAGACGAUCUUCUGAUGUGAAUUAUUACGAGUGUGGGAAGAUCUACUUCCCAGGAUGUAUACAUUUUUGUUUUACAUAA